CAAUUGAAGUCUUGUAUAUUUCUGGGGCGUUUUGCCACGAAAGCGUAAAUCAAAUUUUUCAAACACAAAAUUCGAGCUUAUAAUAGAAGAAUUUAGGUAUAGAAUAAUAAUAUUUGAACAGUUGCAGUGAUGUUUAACAAAGUGAUGCUAAAAUAUUAACGCGAAUUUGCUAUUUAUAGUGAAAAUUUGUGCAUAAAAUUCUUAUUGCGGCAACGGCAACUGCGACGCGUCGCACAGCCGGCUUUUGUACGCUAAGUUGUUUUUGAGUAGGAGUGAUUCUACUCUACGAAAGAAUUGUAUAAACCAGCGGUGAUUUAAUAUUUUCUGAACACCAUGACCUUGGAGACUGCUUCCGCGAGUGGCAGCCGGUCGAGGGUGGCGUUGGCCUGGGAGAAGCAGGAACAUCUCAUUAAAUUGGCUGUUCUUAUUUUGGCAGCUGUGCUCUCGUUCGCUACACGUCUGUUCUCGGUGCUGCGUUUUGAAAGUGUCAUUCAUGAAUUUGAUCCAUACUUCAAUUACCGUACCACGCGGUUUCUGGCUGAACAAGGAUUUUACAAAUUUCACAAUUGGUUUGAUGACCGAGCAUGGUAUCCGCUGGGGCGCAUUAUUGGUGGCACCAUUUAUCCUGGGCUGAUGGUGACAGCUGCAGCCCUUUACAGGCUAAUGUGGUUGUUGAACAUAACCAUUGAGAUUAGGAAUGUGUGCGUGUUUCUGGCGCCCUUUUUCUCUUCACUGACCACACUUGUUACCUACGCGUUAACAAAGGAAAUACAUAGUACUGGCGCCGGUUUGGUUGCAGCUGCGCUCAUAGCAAUAGUGCCCGGUUAUAUAUCGCGUUCUGUAGCUGGCUCUUAUGACAAUGAGGGCAUCGCUAUCUUCUGCAUGCUGCUAACCUACUAUUUGUGGAUUAAGGCAGUCAAAAGCGGCGCCAUUUUUUGGUCUGCAAUGUCAGCAUUGGCAUAUUUCUACAUGGUCUCCUCGUGGGGUGGUUAUGUGUUCCUCAUCAAUUUGAUACCAUUGCACGUGUUGGCACUGAUGAUCACCGGCCGCUUCUCGCAUCGCAUUUAUGUUGCCUACAGUACGCUGUAUUGCGUAGGCACCAUACUCUCGAUGCAGAUUUCUUUUGUCGGCUUUCAGCCAAUACAAAGUUCCGAGCACAUGUUGGCACUUGGCACUUUCGGCUUAUGCCAAAUACACGCUUUCGUUGAUUUCCUGCGGGCACGGCUGUCGAAAGAAAAUUUCGAAGUACUGUUUAAAGCAUUGGUGUCUGCCGUACUAACUGCAGUGCUUUUAAUUGGCACUGUGCUGACAAUCACUGGCAAAGUGUCGCCAUGGACUGGUCGUUUUUAUUCUCUGCUUGAUCCUUCAUACGCAAAGAAUCACAUUCCAAUCAUCGCGUCUGUGUCAGAGCAUCAGCCCACAUCAUGGUCGUCAUUCUACUUUGAUUUGCAGAUAUUGGUAUUUCUUUUCCCAGCCGGCUUGUACUUCUGCUUCUCCAAACUGACUGAUUCUAAUAUCUUCAUCAUCCUCUAUGGCGUAACCAGUAUUUAUUUUGCAGGCGUCAUGGUGCGUUUAAUGCUUGUGCUAGCGCCAGUUAUGUGCGUUUUAUCCGGCAUAACCACAUCGCAUCUGUUAUCGAAGUACAUAAAAUGUAUAGACGCCGGCUCUUCGAAACCUAUUGAAAGUAAGCGUCAAUAUAAGAAACUCGAACAGCAGAGCAGUGGCGUGAAGAGCGAAGUUGCUAUCGGUUUUGUUGGCAUAAUCACUUUUAUGCUCAUUGUUUAUACCUUCCAUUGCACAUGGGUCACAUCGGAGGCAUACUCAUCGCCCAGUAUUGUGCUUAGUGCACGCUCACACGAUGGUGGACGUAUCAUAUUCGAUGAUUUUCGGGAGGCCUACUACUGGUUGCAGAUGAACACACCUGAGGAUGCGCGCAUCAUGUCGUGGUGGGAUUAUGGCUAUCAAAUUACGGCAAUGGCCAAUCGUACCAUACUGGUGGAUAACAAUACCUGGAAUAAUACGCAUAUAUCACGCGUCGGUCAAGCGAUGGCAUCGUCUGAGGAGAAAGCAUACGAAAUCAUGCGUGAAUUAGACGUUGACUAUGUGCUAGUAAUCUUUGGUGGUUUGACCGGUUACUCAUCGGACGAUAUAAACAAAUUCUUGUGGAUGGUACGCAUCGGCGGUAGUACAGAUCGCGGGGCGCACAUCAAAGAGCGUGAUUAUUAUGCCGCCAAUGGCGAGUUCCGUGUCGACAAAGAGGGCUCACCAACGCUGCUCAAUUGCCUCAUGUAUAAGAUGUGUUACUAUCGCUUUGGUCAGGUGUACACCGAAGGCGGCAAACCACCCGGUUACGAUCGUGUGCGUGCUGCUGAAAUUGGCAAUAAAGACUUUGAGCUCGAUGUAUUGGAGGAAGCCUACACCACCGAACAUUGGCUGGUGCGCAUUUAUAAGGUGAAGGACUUGCGAAAUCGUGGUGUGUGAAUACAGCGGCGUCUAAAUAACAGUGCUCUAACCAGUGCAGUACUCACAUAGUAUUGAAAAAAAAAAAAUCAAAUAAAAUAUCUGAUCCUUUAAGUUGUACGACAGUUUUGUGUAUCUGAUUGUUUUGGAAUUGAAGUUACUAUAAGCGGUGCUUAUUUAUUGUUUGAAUGUACACUUUUUGAAAUCCUUGAAAAUGUGUCCGAACAAAACUACGUUAGAAACUUUUUGAAGAAGAAGGUGCAGUUACAAAUCAUAGAAUCUACAAAUGAAUGUACAUUUAACGAACAGAAUCCUCAAAGUUAACUAAAAAUCGCUAAUAUUUUAUUCAUUAGAAUAGCCAUUAGUUCGAGCGUAAUGUUGAUUUCACAAAAAAAGCUUUCCAAUCAGCAAAUUUUGUAUAACUUUUUUUAUGAACGGCGCUAUUUUUACUUACCAAUGCAAUAAAAAGCAUUAAAUGAAUCUUAUUUUGGCAAUACACAUCAUGGCCUGCGGCUCUCUAUAUUUUUAAGUUUAAUGCGUAAUUAUUUCAAUUAUAUAAAUAUAUUUCCUUGCAUUUAUAGACACACUUUCAUACAAAACUACAAAUUGCAAAAGACUAAUAGCACUAAAAAGAUGGAUUUAACAAAAAUGGCCAAUUGCAUAUGUUAAAAUAAAUGGAAAAAAAUAAAUUUUCUAAGAUACAAAUUGUAAAA
Anastrepha obliqua is the source of this 3173-nucleotide messenger RNA. It is a transcript of the gene Stt3A, whose product is annotated as dolichyl-diphosphooligosaccharide--protein glycosyltransferase subunit STT3A. The transcript has 7 exons. Gene Ontology annotation, molecular function: dolichyl-diphosphooligosaccharide-protein glycotransferase activity. Gene Ontology annotation, biological process: post-translational protein modification. Gene Ontology annotation, cellular component: membrane. The record is from RefSeq and is a predicted model, not a curated record. NCBI's taxonomy places the organism in Eukaryota, Metazoa, Arthropoda, Insecta, Diptera, Tephritidae. Bases 334 to 2481 code for a protein of 715 amino acids.